Molecule: messenger RNA, 425 nt
Organism: Austrofundulus limnaeus
Lineage: Eukaryota; Metazoa; Chordata; Actinopteri; Cyprinodontiformes; Rivulidae
Gene: sult5a1
Product: sulfotransferase family 5A, member 1
Molecular function (GO): sulfotransferase activity
Source: RefSeq, a predicted model, not a curated record
GACCUACAUGGGACUAUAGGCAGAGUUGGCGCUUUCCUGCAGCGCCCUCUGCUGGAGGAGGAGCUCCAAAACUGUGUGAAACACUGCAGCUUCAGCAGCAUGAAGAGCAACAAGAUGAUCAACUACACGCUUGUCCCUGAAGAGAUCAUGGAUCAAAGCAAAGUCUCUUUCAUGAGAAAAGGUCAGAUUGGAGACUGGAAAAACAUGUUCACAUAGGAGCAGAACCAGUGUUUUGACAGCGCGUUCAUCUCCAAGAUGCAAGACUGCACCUUAGAGUUUGUGUGGGAGAAAAAAGAAGACUGAAACAUCUGAGACUAUGAAAAGGGUAUAAAAUGACCAUGGAAGACAAUAUUAAAUUUAAAAUCCUACUAACAUUUGAUAGAUUAUAGACCUAAUAAUGUAAAUAAAAUGUAAUUUCCACAAUA